AUGGCCAGCGCGACGGGGUCGGGGCUCCUACAGGUUGGCCGCCGAGCGCAGCUGCAGCUUAUCACGGAGGGACGAGCUCCACCUCCUCCUCCUAAGCGAGGCCCCGCCCCGGCCGCCCGUAAGCGAGGCGCGGCAGCGCUGCUGGUGGGGAGGGGGCGCUUCCCCGACGGCCGCCCCGGACUGGCUGGUCUAAGCGAAUCGGAGCCGGUCAAAGGAGUCGGCGCAGGGAGGGGGAGUGGCCUGGACUGGCCCCAAACCCACCGGGAAGGGCUCCAAGCGAGCCGCCGGCCUUCGCCCAGCCCCUCCCCUCGCCCGCAUGGAGGAGAGAGGGGUCUGAGGGCGGUCGCUGCUAUUUCUGCCUUCUCCCGCCCCAGGCCUGGCGGGCGGUGGCGUCUUCCUUCCACGCCUCCGGUUUUGGGGUCUUGGCCGGCAGCCUGGAGGUUUCCUGCUGGGCCUUCUCCGACUCUCUUUGCCAGGGAGGCCUGGAUCUCACUGCUCUACCUUACGGGAGGGUCCCCCAGGACGGCACAGGGCCAAGUGGACAGAGCUGGUGCGAAAGAGUGGAAGCCAAAGAGUAGGACCAGGGGUCUCUGGCCAGCACCAACACCUGUGCACCGUGUUAUUAAAAUGCAGAUGGCUCAGCAGUAUCAGAAAAUGGCCCUGAAGCCAGGGUGCAGGUCCUGGGAAAACAAGAACACAACUUCUGCUUCUUUGCAGUCCUAGGGAAAGUCCUCUUUGCUGCGCUGCCUCUGGCAGGAGUCGCCAUCGGUGAGUGGACUCCUCACCCCAUCCCUGCCUCCCCACAGCCCCUUCGGCUCAUCUGCUGCCCCUCCUGCAGGGGCUUCUUGGAAGAGCAGAGCUCCCCAAGGUGGCUGGAUAGCCUGCUGUGUGCAGCCUGAGAAGCUAUCAGUCCUAGUUUGCUGAGGAAACCAUAACAGCCCAAGCCCUGCCAGCAUUGGGCCUGGAUGCACUCGGUGAACCAGGCCUGCAAGGUGUGAUGCUCAAAAGGGCCAGCGGGGCUGCCCUUCCCAAGACACCAGUGCCAGGCAUGGCCCUGAGGAGCCCGCUUGGCCACUCAGGCAUCUGCCUCGGCUGUAGGCCCCUUUGUUCCCCCCUCCCCCCUCCCUCCCAGGCCCGUUGCUCCUGGCUGGGAGUUCAGGCACCAAGGCAGCUUUGCAGGCCAUCCUUGCUGUUGGGGCAAUGGAGACUGGGCUGGGCUUUUUCUCCCGAGCCCUCCUACCACCUAUACCUGCAGUUUACACAUCUCCCUGGGUUGGGGUGCAGAUACCGAUUAGAGCCAUGGCCAGUUUGAGAGUCUCUAUUUGGGCUGCCAAGCUGUCUCCCAAAUUUCAGGAAAGGGUCUUCAUCUUAACCCACAUGGACUCCUCUUGACACAGGGAUGUACUGAGGGCUGGGGCCAGUGGGAGGGAUCCGCAUUCUGGGCACGUCAUGCUGAAAGAAGGUCCAAGAAUCUAAGAUGCUAAUCUUUGCUCCUCCAUCCCCAGGAGCAGUCUAUCUCGGCCAGUGUCCCCGGCAGCCUCUCCUUCCCAUUUACUUGAUCGUCCUGAGUGCCGUCACACUCGUGCUCCUGUUCCUCAGCUGUAUUCCCUGUGGGGACGGCACCAACCGACCAAGCACGCUACUCAACU
This is a messenger RNA of Crotalus tigris (Tiger rattlesnake), 1649 nucleotides long. RefSeq names its product transmembrane protein 272 (gene TMEM272). The record is from RefSeq and is a predicted model, not a curated record. The transcript is spliced from 3 exons. The coding region runs from base 1 to 723 and encodes 240 amino acids. Lineage: Eukaryota; Metazoa; Chordata; Lepidosauria; Squamata; Viperidae.